GUUUCAGGUCCUUUGGGCUUCUCGCUGUCAUCUGUACGCUGCCUAUUUAUGACAUCUCUGGGUACGAGUAAGCAUCCCCACUCCCUCCCCAAUGUCAUUUACGGAACAGGCGAAUACUUUCUGGUGAUGUGAAUAGCCGGUCCGGCAAAGCUUAGCCGCAUUUCUGGUCUCCCAUUCCAACGGCCCCUCCUCUUCUGCAUUUUUGCCAAGCGGCAUCUCACUUCCAAAGACGUGAAUCUUAACAGAGAGAGAGAGAGAGAUGUGGUAGGAGUGGGGGGAGAGGAGAAUGGCAGAUUGCAAGUGGGGUUGGUUGUAUGCGGUUUGUGAUGCUGAGUCGCUGUGUGCCUGCUGUGUGUGUCUGUCUGUGUGUGUGUGUGUGAUCACUGCAAGUGAAUGGCCCUGUCAAUUUCUGUCUCUCUGAAUGGCCCUGUCAAUUUCCCCCUAAACCAGAGGAGAGCGCAGGCGCCUGGACCUGCCCCAAACAUCUCAAGGUGUACUCAUCGCGUUGAAGAUGGCGACAAUUUGAGACGGAGGAUGCAAGCUCCUGCAAAAUGCCAUGGAUUAUAUUUUGACCAGCCGGUGAUGGGGGGGCACUUACACCCCUCGUUAGCAACUCUGCACACAGUCAGGCUGCUAAAGUGACAUUGGGAACUAGGGGAAAUUGGAAAGCCGCCCUUUCUCCCCCCACCCUUGCCCUCCCCUCCAAAAUAUGAUCAGGGGUGCUUGGAUGUGUAAUGCCGUCCUGAAAAUCUGUUUUGCACCCACAGCAAACGAGAAACCCUGCGUCGAUUCACAGAGGGCAGAGAAAUGGCAAAUGUCUUUAGCGUCUAUGUUUCUUUUCGCUGUCCUGUUGUCUGAUUAUUUUUGCUCUUGCGCUGGAACGAAAUUGAGGAGCGGGGAAACAGCAGGCAGGAUCUGGAGUGACCCCGCACCGAGGCAGAACUUGGCAACACCACACGGUCAGAGCCAACGGCGGGCUCAGUGUGAUCUGUCUCUGACCAAUUUGACUGAGCCCGGUGAGGAGUUGGAAAGAGCCUGUCGAUUAAUUCCCAAAGGUCUGGAUUCCGCCUGCCUGUGGUCCUACUUCAGUCAUCUUCGGCUGUCCUUCUGCAAUUCUUAUACCAUUGCUGAUCUUUUGCGGGAUUAUGUCAACCCGAAUGGGUUAAACUGCAGUUUGGAUAUGCGGAUCAGUGAUGAUGGAGGGGCUAUGGCUGUCUGCAGUGAAUGCAUCAAGGCUUACCAGAUGGAAGACCAACAUGCUCAGGAAAAAUACGAGGAGUUCGAAGCAAUGCUACACAAGUACUUGGAAUCGGGGUAUUCAGUCAAAUCUUGUCCGAGCGACUGUAUGGCAGUCUACAAAGCGUGGCUGUGCUCGGAAUAUUUCAAAGCCACACAGCUGCUGUGUCCUCGCAGGAUUCCUUGUAAGCAAUACUGCCUGGAAGUCCAGGCCCGGUGUCCAUUUAUUCUACCAGACAAUGAAGACCUAAUCUAUGGCGGGUUGCCAAGCUUCAUCUGCACAGGGCUACUAGAAAACCAUUUAACCAAUGCAGAGCCAGAAUGCUGUGACGUCAGAUGGAACACCUGUGAUCUAUCCUGGGACAAAGGUUAUAAUAUAUCUACCAAAUCCAUGGACUCCAUGUUGCAUCAUAAGUCUUCACUGCCUGUCUCAGCAGCAUCGCGACUGUGCAACAGCAGACUUAAGCUGUGUGUUUUAGUAUUAAUUCUUCUACACACUGUGGUGACAUUUACUGGUUUUCAGAACAAUAGCAGAGUUGGCAUGGAGACAGUGAGCGCACUGGACGACAGUUCCCCAAGCGAAGAGUAGAAAAAGAUGUCUUCUUACUUUCUUUUUUUUUCAACAGUUCGUACAGGGCCAUGGUACCGAGCAGCAAAGAAGCUCAAAGGGUUUUCAGAAGACCAUCCAAAUGAAGAGCUGGGCUGCAGGCAGCCAUGAAUAACGGUGUGCAGUAAGGCUAAGGAAACAAUAAUCUGGCCAUGGCAGGUCCAGAAAUGCUUAUCUGCUCUGAUAAGGAUAGAUGGUUUAAAAUGUUACUCUACAGAGUCAGGCUACUGAUACAACAAGGGUAAAAAUAAUUUGGUAAAAAGCAUAGCUGUCUCUGGGACAGAUACUAGAAAUAGACAGUUACUGUAAAUUCCAUCUGUUCCACAUGCAACCAGAAAGGUUUCAGAUGUAUAAAUGCACUGAACAAUCACAGGAUGUUUUCUUUUGUCUUUUCAGUUUGUAGUCAAGCUAAUCUCUAACACAGUAGACUUCAUUGAAUUCUUUGUGGUGUCUAUUCCUAUGAACAUGACUUAGUUGUCCCAGGGACAGAUAGCAAUAAUCCUGUGCUUGAACAAAGUACAUUUGCCUGUAUCAGAGAGUCGGAUAGGUGUCUAAAUCCCUCAAUAGUUUACUUGCCCAAGCAACCCUGGUAAUGUUUCUCCUCAUAUCAAACCAGUACUGGUCUGUCAUCUUAAUGUUAAACAACUAGUUAAGAUUUGUUACCCAUUAUUGUGAGGAACACCAGCAAAAGUGACUGUGAACAUCUCAGUUGCAGGAUAGGUAGGCACUUGUUCUGAACAGAAUGAUUGGACGUUCAAUGGACCAAAAAGUUAACGCACCCUCCUGCUUACCAAUGUAUAUGCAAUGUGCUUCCUCGAUUCCCAGCAGGCUACUUGGCAUGGUUAUUGUGGCUACCUAACUCAAAUAUAAACCAUCUGCUAGAUGGUCUAGGAAUGAAACAGUUAAUGGUAGCCUAGGAGGCAGCUUGUAAUCCUAUCACUAUUGAUAUGAGUAUUAUGAGAGAGAAAUAGGGUUGGUAGAGGGAGAAGUUGGGAAGCUAUGGUACAAUGUUUUUAAAAAUCAGAUGUUUGGGUCCCUUUUACAGUGGCCAAAGUGGUAGAUAUAUGUGUCCUAUCUACUGCUCGUUAGAACCUAAUGCUAAUACGUGGAUUUUUUGAGUUAGUGCAGGUUGGAUACCUAGCCAUUAAAUGUGGAGAUUUAAGAUUCCUAUGAGUAUGUCUUACAGCAUGCAUCACCAGAUGCAUUGCAUAGCAAAAAGCAACUCAGCAGCAGCCUAGUGAAACACUCAAAAACAAAUAAACACUUUUAUAAACAAAAAUAAUCAUUGACAAUAAGGGCAAAAACUUAAGAAGAUUUUAUAAUAACACUUUCAGUUAACUGUCCUUUAUAGUCAUGUAUUUGAUUCUUAACCUGAGUAUCCAUUCUGCUGUCACCCAUUACCUUUAUGAAACUCUUAAAUUUGAGUGCCAACAUUACAGGAGUUUAAAUAGAUCUUUCAAUUGUUAAGAGUACAGAUAAAGGCCAUAGCUCUUUGUGCAGGACACCACCAAAGUUAAAAAAAAGAGUAGGAGCAAAAUUAUAAAUGUCACUAGCCAUCAGUGGAUUUUGUGCUCUCGAGCUAGUACAUCAGACCUAUAUAGUGCUGUCAGUUGACACCUGUUGAUUGGCGACCGUUAUAACAACCUCAGCCCAGUUUUUAGAAUGUGUGGGCCUACAGCAAAAAAUUGCACAUCAAUUGUCAAUCUCACUCAUCGAGCUCUCAAGGAUGUUUGGUGCAGAAAAUGAAUUGCUACCCUGAAAAUUCGACCAAGUUAAGAGUCACCUGAUGUGAGGGUAGCAGACACACGCUGGAUGCCAAAAUAGGAAAUUGCCUCCUCCCUCACCUUAGAAAGUAGAGAAUUUCUUCCAGAAAAGUAGUUUAUUUUCCCAUCUGAGUUUGAUAUAAUUCCCAUUUAAAAGCAUUCAUAUUAGUUACCACAACCAAGUGCAGAUCAGUUACCAUUGAGAAUAGAUUCCAAGUGAACUCUAGAAUUAAAUAUCUUGCAAUGAUAGAAUUAUGUUAUUGCAUUAUUUGGGAGGUGCAGAUUCAAUUUCCUCUUUCCUCCAAUCAAAACAAAGAAAGGAUCUGUCAAAACAAGUCAGUUUAUAUAAUUGUGUUUAGGAUGUAAACCAUUUAAUUUUCUUUUGCCAUUAACACUGUAAAUGGAAGCAGAGACUGGGACUAUAUUCUUAAUAAUGAUCUUCUUGGGGAUGGGUUGUGUUUUGUAGCUAUGAGAAAUAUUAUUGUUUCCAUGGCAUGGAAUUAACUCAUGUGCCUUGUUUUGGGAGGGCCCUUUCAUGCCACUAGAUUGGCACCUAAACCUAACUGGAUGAGGUCAGGAGAAAUACAUGCACUCACGUUGGACACCAUUGUGUUGUCAAUUUUACUGGAUUGGCAUAAGGGUGGAGAAAUUGGGCUUCAGUUACAUAGUGAAUCAUUUAACAUGAGAAAUGCCUUAUUUCACUGUUGAAGAUUACUUCUAUCUUUCUUAUUUGGUCUCUUCUUGUCCAUUUGUUUCUGGUCCUUCUGUUAUUUGUUUCUCUCUCGUUUGGAUCUUUCACCACAUCCCUAUCAUCCUGAAUGGUUCUCUGCCUUCUUACUUUCCUGCCCAGUUUUGAAUCACUAAUGAAUCAGCCCAUACAACCUCCCCCACCCAUGUCUGUCUGUCACAUAUCAUUGACUCCUAAUGAGCUGCACCUUCUACUCUGGUUCUCCCCUCUCUUCAACGGUGAAUGCCUUUUGGAAGUUCACAUCUCCAACACUCUUUCCAUUCUACUCAACCUGACCAGCAUCAUCCCUUGGGCUCUGGCAGUAGUUCAAUAAUCUUUCUCCCUGCCACCCCAUUGAUGUCUGUGAACACAUAAAAAUGGCUCUUGUUGUGCACAACCUUAUUGUAGUUGACUGCAUUGACAUCUUGACUUUAACUGAAACUUGACCAAUGGGAAACAUCACCAUGUGCUUACUAAAACAACUCCACUCUACCAUCACCUGAUUUACUUACUGCUAUCCACAAGACCCAAACCAUAAUUGUGGUAGUUGAACUCUUACCAUUAAAUCUUAUCUUGAUAUUGUUUUUACUCCUCCAGUAUUUUGUUCUACUUAAAGCCCUUUACUUUUACAAUCCUUCCCUUCUCCUUUAAAAUCAUCCAAACUUAACAUUUGUCCAUUAUCUCUUCAGACCAAGGUCCUCAUUGAGAUAUCCAUCUUCCUUGACUUUCCAAGUCCCCACACUGAGCACUUAGCAUUUAUCCCAGCAUCACUUGGCCUCUCUACUGCAAUUGUCAGACAAUGUUCCCUAACUUAGCCCUUCUUGUAGACUCAGCAGCCGUAUAAGCCAAUCCAUGUUAUUGCCAUCAUCUGUAACUUGUCAUUUCUACAGCACUUCAUGUUAUCCAGCCAGAUCAAAUGAUGGAUGAAAACCUAAACCAGUUGUGCACUAUGUAAGUACAUUCAUUAGCCUUGGAGGAUAGCAGUCACAGGGAGAAUGAUGAGAGAGAAUAAAACUUUGAAGGACAGGGGCGAUUUUUGAAACAAAUUGCUUUAUGAGUUCUCUGGAUAGGGUCAUCGCUCACAAAGGCCAAUGAUUAUUGCAGCUCUCCACUUGCCCCUCGGAGAUGGUGGUGUGCCACCUCUUGAGCCAACAUGAGUUCAGGAUUGUGAAACAGUGAAGAUGAAGGUAAAUGGGGUAAAGAAAAUUAACAGCUGAGAGAGCAAUUUGAAUGGGCACUGUGAAUUUGAAAAGGACAUUAUAUUUGACUUGGGAGAGAACUUUUCCAAACAAAGAUUUGGAAGCAAACAGGUUAAGAGACUAGGAGACUCAGGGUGAUGAUGCUUCAAAGGAAGUGGCUAUUCACGAGGCCUUUUGAAUCGUGAUUGAGGACCUAUCAUAUCCAGCACUACGCAACAAUGAAAUGGCCCUAGCCAUAGAGUAAAGUAUAAUCUAUGACUGGAACAAUGCUCAACUAUUCAUCUUCGACCUCUUUUCAUUCAUAAACACAGUUAAUUACUCACUCUUUUGCAUGCUCUAACUCCUCCCAGCUAAAUGGCACUCUUGCUGCUAAUAUUCGUUUUUAUUACAAUAUUUGGACGAAGGUUGAAAUCCUACACUGGAUUUAAAAAUAAGUAAACAGACAAGAUCAAAAACAGUCGUUAUUUUAUUAAAGUCACAGCAAAUAUCAAAGUUCUGCUCUCACACACACACACAGUCUUGAAAUGCCUGUUUCCUCUGCACAUGUGGUACAGGGGUUUCAGCACCUGAUAGGAAUGACUGCCUUGUGAUUAAUUAAGCCUCUGAUUACAAUCCAAAGUAUUAAAAAUGUCUGCACACGAUCUUCUUGGUUCAGACUCCAGUUAACACACUCUACUAACAACAACCAAAUGAACAGGAUUAAAUAAAUCAUUGUUCAGGAUUUCUCAUACUUUAAAAGCUAUGCUCAGUUUUUCACUGUUUAUUUACUGAUUGAAGUUGAAUGACUGGAAUGCAUUUAAACUUUGAAACUUAAUGGGAGACUUUUUAUAGGCUUUGUCAAGUCUUCCUCCACACUGUCUGAUAACUUUACACAAAGUGAAUGAAUACCUCUCUGGAGAGAUAAACACCACUGAGAAAAAGGAGAUGGUUGGUCAUCAGGAUCCUGCUAGGGAUGCUGCUUAUGCAGCGGUAGGAAGGGGUGAAAGAGCAGAGGCUUUGAGUAGCAUCAUCAACUGCUGGAGGAAAGUGAGGCAGGAGGGUGAAGAGGAUCCUAGAUUUAUAGUGACAGACUGCAUGCUGCACAAUCCAGUAAUGAUAACAAAUCAGCCAUUAUUGUCACCAACAACAAAACUGAAGCGGUUCAUGUCCAUAUGCAUCAGGACCUGGACAAUAUUCCUGUUUGGCCUAAUAAGUUACAAGUUGCAUUUGCACUCCACAAUUGCCAAACAAUGGACAUCUUUCACUACAAAGAAUGUAAUCAUCACUCUUUGACAUUCAAUGGCAUUACCAUUCAUGAAUACUCUGCCAUCAACAUCUGGGGUGAGGGCAGUAGUGGUUACCAUAAGCCAGAACCUUCAGUGGACCGGCCAUAUAAAUACAUUAGUUACAAAAGCAGGUCAGAGGCGGGGGAGUUCUUUGGCAAGUAACUCACUUCCUAACUCCUUAAAGUCAAUUCACCAUUUACAAGACACAAGUCAGGAAUGUAAUGGAACACUCCUCACUUACUUGGUUGAGAGUGGCUCAUACAAUAUAAAACACAGACUAGUUGAUCAGCAUCCCAUCCCCCUUUGUAAAAAUAUAGUCCCUUCAUAACUGAAGCACAGUGCGUACCUGACACAGGACACACUGUAAAAAUUCACCAAGGCUCCUUCCAGACUGCAUUCCAAACUCAAGAUAUCUACCACCCAGGAGAAGGGUAGCAGGUACAUGGAAGCUCCAGCACCCUUCAAGCCAAAUGCCAUCCUAACUUACAAAGAUAUCGCUGUUCUUUCAUUGUACUGGGUCAAAAAUGUGGAACACCCUCCUUAAGAGCACAGUAGGUGUAUCUGCGCCAGAUCAGCUAUAACUAGAAGCUCACCAUCACCAUGGUAAGGGCAGUAAGAUGUGACAAUAAAUCCUGACCUUGCCAGUGCCAUCCACACCUCAUGACUGCAUUUCACUUGUAGGAAGCAUAAAUGAGCCAUGUUACAAACUUAACUGAUUACUUUAAAUUGGUCAUAGUGUAGCAAUUAGCACAUUCAGUUAUUCAGCAAGUGCUGCCCAAUCACUUGGUGUAUUUAUUUGAGUUUGGCCAGCGGGGGUUGUUUGAGUGCAGUCUGUUGCUAACAACUGGAGAAACAUCAAUCGAUCAGCGAGUUAAUGAGACCUGCAAUCUAUGCAUCUGACAUCAUACUGGCAUUGAGUUCAGAAAUGAGAUAUUUCAACUGUGAGGGAGGCUGUGAAGCUCCUUUAUGCUCACUAGAAGUGGCAUGCAUUCACAGACAGAGAAAACAAAUGGAAUAUGUCUCAGCCUAUUCCUUUACUGAAAUAGCCAGGAGUAGGAGGAGCCUAAUGUUUCCCAUUGCUUUAUUAAUGCAUUGCCUUGAUCAAUCAGAGUUGACCUGGCAAACUACCAGCACCCCUUUCUCCACAGUACAAAUUGCUGUGAUGAUUUGAAAUUUGUUCAUUCUUGCGUUUGUCCUGAUGAGUGCAAGACAAAAGGCUUCGGCAACACGUCUCUCUUUUCAGCAAUCUUCAAAGAAAUAAAUAAAAGCUGUGAGACAUGUUUGAGGUGUGUAAGAUGUGUGAGUAUCAGUGUGCAGUUGAGUGAUGUUUUAGGGUUCUGACAUUGGUGCUACAGUUACUGAGAAGUGUGAUUAGCAUCAUAGCUUGACUACUCAUGUCAAACCAUUGCACUUUUCACAGCUCUGGAUGCCCUCCUUAAUUGUCUUCCCACACCUAUACAAUAUAAGCUGCUUUAUUCAUGCCAGCCACAACUCAUUCAUCACCUUGCCCCUCAUCUUCCUGAGUAAAAGAUGUGUUAUCUUCACUAUACCUACUCCAUCAUGACCUCUAAUGCCGUGUCUGAGAAUCUACGAAUCCUCUGUCUCAGGCCCUGAGGUAUCCUGAAAUAAGUCAGCCAACACACUCCACAACUUUGCAGUAAGUGUGAGGAUGUGGAAGGCUAUACAAAUCACACCAGGAAAAUUGACAAUGGCCAAUGCUUGAGUGGUAAAUAUGUGAGUGUGUUGCCCCCGAGUAUGGUUAAAUCAUAACAUCUGGCUAUUAGACACCAAUUUGCAGGCCAGAAUCAGAUAUUUUAGCAGGAAAAGCUCUCACUUAUCAGAGGUUGUACAAACUUGGAUAGUUUUCACGAUAGUGUUGGAAGCUGAGGGGCAACCUAAUAGGAAUAUAUAACAUUACGAGAGGCAUAGAUAGGGUGGAUAGUCGGACUCUUUUUCCCACGGUGGAAAUGCUAAAUACUAGGGGGCGUAUGUUUAAGGUGAGAGGGCGAGAGUUUGAAGGAGAUGUGUGAGGCAAGUAUUUGCACAGAGGCUGGUAGAUCCCUGGAAUGCACUGCAGGGGAAUUGAUAGAAGCAAAUGCAACAACAUUGUUUAAAAGGCAUGAGGACAGACAUGUGAACAGGCAAGGAAUAGAGGUAUGCAGACCAUGUGCAGGCAAAUGGGAUUAGUUUAUACUGGCAUCAUGGUCAGAACAGACAAAGUUGGCCGAAGGGUCUGUUCCUGUACUAUACUGUUCAAUGUUAUAUGUUCUGUCACCUGUUACUCAAAAUAAUGAUCCAGUGUUUCUAAACUGUGCUAAAUCUCAGACUUGCUAAAUCCAUAAGCCUUUACCCACUUUUAAUGCUAGUUCCUGCCAAGAUUCUUCUCCAAGUCUGCUAAAUAUUAUAAUCUCACAGUUAUACAAAACAUGGUGGUGUUUGAGUUAUUGAGGUACUCAAGUGGACUGGGUUUCCAACUGGGGCUAAUAAAACAACUUUAAAUGAACACAACCUUCAUACAGAAGCCAAAAUGCAGUCUUUCAGUUUAGGAUUUGUAGCAUACAGGAAUAAGCAUUAACUGUGUAAAAUAGUUUCCUUUACUGUUUCUCAUCUCUGACAUUCCUUUGUUUAGUGCGACACUUGCCGAUCGAAAAAUCUCCAGAAAUUGUUUAUUUUCAUGCUCCACACGCACCAACCGCACCACUGCCAUCACCAUCUUCAGAUUACCCCUAAACUCUGUCUGUCCUUUGCUCAUUCUUCUUGGGUGCAGUUUGCUCCUUAGCAAUCUCAUCCACAAAUAUGGGCUCUCCUUACACCCCAUCUUGACUUCGAAUUCCUGCUGUCUUGACUCCUUCCCAGAACCUCAACAUAAUCAACGGAUUGAACAACACAUUACAGGCAACAGUUUGCUCCAGCUAAACAUUAGGAAGAAAGCCAUUGUGUUCAACCCCACAUCCUCCUCGCCAUAAUCUCAUAACUUUCCCACUGAUUCCAUCCCACUGCUGCCAAUGGAAAUAAACUGUUCAUAACCUCUGUACCCUCAUUUCUGAACUACAUUCUUGACCACGCGGUCAGAAAGAGGCAGACAGGUUUUCUCAUCAACUAGGAGGUCAAAGGUUUAAGGAUAUGCCAGUAAACUGAGGUUAAA
This is a messenger RNA of Chiloscyllium plagiosum (whitespotted bambooshark), 9942 nucleotides long. Its product is annotated as NALCN channel auxiliary factor 2. Lineage: Eukaryota; Metazoa; Chordata; Chondrichthyes; Orectolobiformes; Hemiscylliidae. The record is from RefSeq and is a predicted model, not a curated record. Gene Ontology annotation, biological process: calcium ion import across plasma membrane. Gene Ontology annotation, cellular component: plasma membrane. Gene Ontology annotation, molecular function: stretch-activated, monoatomic cation-selective, calcium channel activity.